Molecule: messenger RNA, 2598 nt
Organism: Geosmithia morbida
Lineage: Eukaryota; Fungi; Ascomycota; Sordariomycetes; Hypocreales; Bionectriaceae
Product: Alpha-glucosidase, glycosyl hydrolase family GH31
Exons: 1
Coding region: 1-2598 (865 amino acids)
Biological process (GO): carbohydrate metabolic process
Molecular function (GO): hydrolase activity, hydrolyzing O-glycosyl compounds; carbohydrate binding
Source: RefSeq, a predicted model, not a curated record
AUGGCUCCCCAGAGAGAGCGUAUCCCCACCCAAUGGACCCUGAAGGGUCCCCAAGACGACAGCCCCUCCGUCAAGCUCACGGGCAGUGAUAAGGACCUCUCCUUCGACUUUACAUUCGAGACGAUCCGUCCCAAUGUCUUCAGGACAAGGUUCACGUCGGAAAAGUAUCCGAUCCCACCCUUCCCCAGCAUCCCCGAACCCAAGCACGACCUCUCGUCCGGACCCAAGCCCGUGGUGACGAGUGCUGGGCAGAUCAAGACGAUCGCGAUUGGCGACUUUGAGGCCUCGGUCGACUGGGAGACGUCGACGACGCCGGUCGUGUCCGUCUCCCACAGAAGUGGCGGCGGCGACGGCGCGGAGGCGGAGAAGAAGGACAGGAAGCCGCUGCACACCGACAUCCCGAACCGGUCGUACACGGCCAACGGCGACGGCAUCGCCCACUUCACCCGCUACAACCGCGGCACCCUCCACGUCGGGCUGGGCGAGAAGGCGGCGCCCAUGGACCUCUCGGGCCGCAAGUUCGACCUGGCCGCCACCGACAGCUUCGGGUACGACGUGUACCGCACGGACCCGCUCUACAAGAACAUCCCGCUGCUCAUCAACGCCACGCCCGACGGCUGCGUAGCCACCUUCUCGACCAUGCAGGGCCGGGGCAGCUACUCGGUCGGGUCCGAGAUGGACGGCAUGUGGGGCUUCUACAAGGUGUACCGCCAGGACUACGGCGGCCUGGACGAGUACAUCAUCGUCGGCCGUACGCUGCGGGACGUGGUGUCGACGUACGCCCAGCUCGCCGGCUUCCCGCUCCUCGUCCCCCGCUGGGCCAUGGGCUACAUCUCGGGCGGCUACAAGUACUCGAUGCUCGACUCCCCGCCGGCCAACGAGGCGCUGCUCGAGGUGGCGCAGAAGCUGCGCGAGAACGACAUACCCUGCUCGGCCCACCAGAUGUCGUCGGGCUACCACGUCAGCCACGAGCCGCCCAAGUCGCGCCACGUCUUCCACUGGAACCGCUACCGCUUCCCCGACCCGGAGGCCUUCCUGGCCGAGUACCGCCGCCAGGGCAUCCGCGUCAUCGCCAACAUGAAGCCGUACGUGCUCAAGUCGCACCCGGAGCACCAGAAGCUCGCCGACGCCGGGGCCUUCUUCACCGACCCCAUCACCGGCACCUACGGCGAGACCCCGCUGUGGAGCGCCGGCGGCGGCACCAGCAGCAUGGGCAGCCACAUCGACUUCACCUCGGCCGCCGGCUUCAAGUGGUGGUACGACGGUGUGCGCCGCAUGUGCGAGCAGGGCGUGGCCUGCAUGUGGAACGACAACAACGAGUACACAAUCACCAGCGACGACUGGCGCCUCCGCCUGGACCUGGACCUGCCCGGCAUCGCCGCCGCCGGCGCCGACGACAGCUCCGCGGCCGCCCGGGCCAGGCCCGACGUCGGCCUCUGGGGCCGUUACAUGCACACGGAGCUGCACGGCAAGGCAUCGCACGACGCCAUGGUGGACCACGACCCGGACACGCGGCCCUUCGUCCUGACGCGCGGCGCCACGGCGGGCACCAUGCGCUACGCCGCCAGCACCUGGAGCGGCGACAACAUCACCAGCUGGGACGGCAUGAAGGGCGCCAACGCCCUCUCCCUCAACGCCGGCAUGUCCCUGAUUCACUGCUACGGCCACGACAUCGGCGGCUUCGAGGGCGAGCAGCCUUCGCCCGAGCUCCUCCUCCGCUGGGUCCAGCUCGGCUGCCACUCGCCCCGCUUCGCCAUCAACUGCUUCAAGACGGGCAACGACAGCACCGUCGGCGACGUCAUCGAGCCCUGGAUGUACCCCGCCAUCACCCCCCACGUCCGCUCCGCCAUCAAGCGCCGCUACGAGAUGAUACCCUACAUCUACUCCCUCAUGCUGGAGGGCCACCUCACCGCCGUGCCGCCCCAGCGCUGGACCGGGUGGGGCUACGAGUCCGACCCGGUCGUGUGGACGUCGGACGUCACCAACGGCGAGACCCAGUACUGGCUUGGAGGCUCCCUCCUCGUCGGCGGCGUCUACGAGCCCGGCGUCAACCGGUCGAGGGUCUACCUCCCCAAGGGGUCCGACCAGGACGACGGCUACAUCAACAUCAACGCCCCCUUCCAGCAUAUCCCCGCUGGCCAGUGGGCCGACAUCGACGCCGAGUGGCACGGCGCCGGCAUCCCCCUGCUCGCCAAGGUCGGCACCGUCAUCCCCGUCGGCCGCGACGUCCAGGUCCUCAGCGCCGGGGAGAAGGAUAACGUCGCCUCCCUCCCCCUGGAUGACUACCGCGCCGUCGAGAUCUUCCCCCCUCCCACCUCGUCCGCCGGGAAGUGGUACGCCGACUCGUGGUACGAGGACGACGGCGUCAGCUCCGUGCAGAAGAACAGGAUCUCCCAGUACAAGUUCUCCUACACGGCCACAGACGACAAGGUCACCGUCAAGUUUGACAGGGACGAAUCGUCCGGCUUCGUGGCUCCCUGGAAGACCCUCGUCGUCAUCCUCCCCGCCGGAGACGACAGGGUCGUCACCAGCGACGGGGCCAAGGUGACCGAGCUGGCCAAGGAUGUCAAGGGCAGGAGACGCUUCGAGCUGUCUUGA